This is a messenger RNA of Neoarthrinium moseri, 1074 nucleotides long. RefSeq lists its product as uncharacterized. The record is from RefSeq and is a predicted model, not a curated record. Gene Ontology annotation, molecular function: oxidoreductase activity, acting on the CH-CH group of donors, NAD or NADP as acceptor. NCBI's taxonomy places the organism in Eukaryota, Fungi, Ascomycota, Sordariomycetes, Amphisphaeriales, Apiosporaceae. Bases 1 to 1074 code for a protein of 357 amino acids. The transcript has 2 exons.
AUGACGGAAACAGUGCCAAACAAGACAUGGGUAUUCCGCGAGGCCCCAACCGAACUACCCAGCUUUGGCAUCAAUACCGUAAUUGAGGACAGACCACUGAGACUAGUACCACCUCCUGGCGGCCUGGUAAUCAAACUCCUUGUCGCCGGACUAGAUCCUCAUCAAAGAGACCGUAUGCGGGGAGCUGGCCACGUGGAUUAUGUUCCUGGUUAUGAGCCCAACGAGCCAAUCACAAACUUCUCGGUAGCCAGGGUAGUUUCGUCCGACAACGACGGCUUUGUGGAGGGUGAUUUGAUCCAGGGCAGUCUGCCGAUCUCAGAGUAUGGGCUGAUCCCUAAAGAACUUAUUGAAGCCAGGGCAAUGGCUUCGCCUCUUAUCUGGAAAGCGACUGGGUCUGAGAACCUAGGCUUCGAGCAUUACGUUGGACCGCUUGGAUUGGCAGGUAUGACAGCUUGGAAUUCAUUCUACGGUCUUGUAAAGCCCGUAAAGGGUGAGACAAUUUGGGUGAAUGCCGCGUCAAGCUCUGUCGGGGAAGUCGUGGUUCAACUGGCAAAGAUGGAAGGGAUGCGGGUAAUUGCAAGUGUGAGCUCGGAUGAAAAGCUGGAUUAUGUCCUGACUGAGCUGGGUGCUGACGCUGGUUUUAAUUACCGACGAGAACCAGUCUCUGCUGCGCUAAGGCGGCUCGCCCCUGACGGAUUAGAUGUGGUUUUCGAGAACGUUGGGGGCGAGCAUUUCCAAGCCGCAAUAGAGAAUAUGAAAUGGUUUGGGCGUAUUAUUAGCUGCGGGAUGGCGUCACAAUACAACCUGCCCAGCGACAAGCAGUACGGAGUAACCAACUUGUCGGAGAUUUUCCGUCGCCGAAUUCAUGUUCAAGGAUUUAUUUUCUGGGACGAGAACAUCUACACGGAUAAUAUCGAGAGUUUCCGCAAUCAAAUGCCCCGCAUGGUUGCAGAGGGAAGGAUCAAAUCAAGAUAUACAUCAUUCCAAGGUAUCGAGCAGGCCAACAAAGCAUUUCUUUCCAUGUUCACUGGAGGAAGUUUCGGUAAGACUAUACUAAGAGUUGCCGAAGUAUGA